GUCUCGACCGAAAGGUGCAGCUCUCAGACUCGUCCGCUCUAAAGCACGGAGGAGAGUGCCCAGCAGAAAGCAACACGCGCAAUCAAAAGAAGGGCCUCCUCCUCUACGUCCCCGCACAAAAACAGAUAAAAGCAAAGUGGCCACGAAAUCGGAAGUCCCGGGACAAUCGGGGGUUCUUGUGUCACGAUAUGGAAGCCCCCGCCUAAACUCCGGCCCGGGAAACACUGGGAUCGACCCGUUUAAUACUUUACGGAUAGGUGAAGAUGGGAAAUCACAGUACUUAAUCAGUCAAUGUAAGCUAUCGGUGGUAUUUCCCUUCUCGACUUCGGCUAUGAAUGAUCUUGAGAACGCUUUAAGCCGCUCGCUCUCCCUUACUAAUAACUGGUAGAUUACAGUCUUUUCUACCCUACCGAAUGUGCUUACUCACCUAUCAGACCCUUUAUGGGAAAGGAGGAGGCUCUCCAAACCUCACUAUCCAACCCAGCUCUCUUACAUGCGUCUCUAGCACAUGUAGCUAAAACGCUGAGUUCGGUAGUACGCGUCGAGAUGAAUCCCAAUAUAAUCUACCACAUCGGCAAAGCAAUUGCGAUUGUGAACAAAAGAAUCGCAAAUUCUCAUGAAAAUCCCGUGUCAAUCGACACGAUAGGUGCGGUUACUACUAUAACGGCUUUUGAGCUGAGAGCUGGUGCCCUCGAGAGUUUUAAAAUUCACCUCGAUGGCGUAGAGGCUUUGGUCAAGAGUGUAGGUGGUCUGCAAGCCCUAGUUGGCGUUCCUUUUAUUUUGAAGUACACUACCUGGGUUGACAUCGUUGGCGCCAUCGCCUUGGGCUCGAAACCACGCUUCGAACUCCUAAACCCAGGACGUCUGCCACUUCAUCCCGGACUUGAAUUUCUAGAACCCUGCAGCCUCUUAGGCGCACGCUAUAAAGCGAGGUUAUCGAACCUCACGGGCUUGCCAGAUCUCAGCCAUGAGAUGAUAGAAGUCUACCGUAUCCUGCAACACCUUAUAUCAAAGAGAGAAAGAUUUGCAGGCUCGCAGAAAAUGGAGAUUUCAGAAAUGGAGUUUCAAUCAUUACAAUCGUACUGUACUCAACUCAUGUACCGUCUCAUUGCCCUCAUCCAAUACGAGAUUCCCCAUCCACUGAACCGGAACGCUGUGGUGUUCAGAUUGUUUGGGAACGCGGCGGUGGCACACAUUUUGAUGUUCACGUAUAACUUACCUCCGCGGUCAGGCACACACGUAUUAAUGUCGACGCAAAUAAGAGCAAGUUUGGAGUUCAUUGAUGUACGAGAAUUUCAGCUAGCAUAUCCCGAGAUGAUGCUUUGGAUAAUUAUGAUCGGUGGGUUGGGGAGUCUUGGCACGGAAGAUCAAGAGUGGUUUAUUCAGCUUCUUGCACAGUCAUGUCACGGAGCUGGAAUAGACGGGACGGCUGAGCUUGCUCUUUCAUUGACGGAGUUUCUGUGGAGUGGGUUUUAUCUGGGGCCUAUCUUUGACGAGUUCUGGGAUGAUGUUGCUGUUGCACGGGCGGUUAUGGAAGCUGGGAAGAAGGUUGGUUGACGUUAAGGAACUUGAUCAACGGUUCGUAGCGUGAUGCCCAGUUUAUCUUGUUUGGGCAAUUGUGAAACAAUGCAUCAUGGCUUAUCUCUAAUCAUUAGGUCUUCAUAAUUCGAGAUUUGCCAUUUCGGGUAAGGCGCGUGUUGAGAUUUACCCUUUUCGGGUUCAUUGC
Messenger RNA from Hyaloscypha bicolor E, 1726 nucleotides. RefSeq lists its product as uncharacterized. The transcript is spliced from 3 exons. The coding region runs from base 442 to 1557 and encodes 371 amino acids. The record is from RefSeq and is a predicted model, not a curated record. NCBI's taxonomy places the organism in Eukaryota, Fungi, Ascomycota, Leotiomycetes, Helotiales, Hyaloscyphaceae.